AAGAAAGAGUUUUAGCACAGAUUAAAUAUAGUGGAGUAGAGUGGCACAUGUGAUAUAUGAUUGGUGAAAAAGAGAAACAGUGAAACGUACCUACACCUACAGCCGAUGUGAUUACAAGUUGUAAAUAAUUUUAUCCGCAUUUAUUAAGUUUAGAACCAAUUUUCUUCAUCUCAGUCAAAGUUCUUUGUCUUAGAAAAGUACCUGGUACAACUAGCGGCAAUCUUCGAUCAAACAAAUCAAUUGCCUGCUCUGUGAAUAGUGAAUAAGUUUGAAUACAAUUAGUAUGAUCGACGACAAAGUUGAAAUGAAUAACGACGGUGAAAGCUAUUCAAGUUUGAAUACAAGUGAUCCAAAAAAUGUUCAAGAGCUAACCCAAUAUGUUCAAAGUUUGCUCCAAACAAUACAAGAUAAGUUCCAGAAUAUGUCUGAUCAGAUAUUGACUAGAAUUGAUGAAAUGGGUAAUAGAAUUGAUGAUCUGGAAAAGAACAUCGGAGAUUUAAUGACACAGGCAGGAGUUGAGGGAACUGAUAAAUAAUAUUAACUCACUACAUCACAGUGUCGCAGUAGAGUUAACUUUGAUUUCAUGGGUUUGGCCCAUUCUGUUAACAGUCUUGUUGAUCUGGUCAUCGAAAUAAAUAAUUAAUGUGA
This is a messenger RNA of Leptinotarsa decemlineata (Colorado potato beetle), 648 nucleotides long. RefSeq lists its product as uncharacterized. Lineage: Eukaryota; Metazoa; Arthropoda; Insecta; Coleoptera; Chrysomelidae. Gene Ontology annotation, cellular component: cytosol; nucleus. Gene Ontology annotation, biological process: cellular heat acclimation. Gene Ontology annotation, molecular function: transcription corepressor activity. The record is from RefSeq and is a predicted model, not a curated record.